AUGACUAAGGAAAGGAUGGAGCUGCACGAGAAUCGUGCUAAAAAACAAUUGUAUCGCAGAUUUUGGCGUAGCAUACCAGAACGCAUAUCCAAGGGAACAGAACAUUUUUUCUAUCGGCUGGGAAUGCAUAUUUCUCAAAAUCCAUUCAAGUGGUUAUUAGGAUGUUUUAUCAUAAUGUUAUUCUGUCUCUCAGGAUUGUUUCGCUUCCGACAGGAAAAGAAUCCUGUGAAGCUUUGGUCUCCGCCAGAUUCUAGUUUCGCGUUAGAUACUGACUGGAUAAUGUCACAUUUUGAGAACGGUUUACGAAUUCAAACAUUUAUUUUGACUGGUAACAAUGUCUUAGAACAGCAAACACUCAUUAGGUUAAAUGAAAUAACUAAACAAAUAAUCUCUACUCAAGCACCAAUUGAGAACAUUUCUUGGAGAGAUAUUUGUAUGAAGAUUCCUUCUAUUGCUGGCUAUACACAUAGAAGAAAGAGACAAAACUCUCUCUCAGAAGACGAUUUUUUUGAAGAUGAUCUCACUUUGAAAGUUAAUCAAACAUUAUUUGAACCCGCUAUUCAUACUGAUACUAAAUUAUAUUGCGACAUACUUGAGAGCUUGCCUAUGGCUUGUCUUAUGUUCAGUAUUUUAGAUAUAUGGAAUUUUGAUAGUGCCAAGAUUAAAAAAGAUUCCACAGAAGAAAUUAUCACAAAGAUAAAUACAGUAAAAGUCAGUCCCACAUUGGGCCAUUCCAUGAAUUUUAGUGAACUUCUGGGAGGUGUAACUUUAGAUGAAAAAGGUAGAAUUAUUGCUGCAACAGCUAUAAAGACGGAGUUGAUGGUUCAGAUCAAGUUUCUCAAUGUGGACAUGGAUAAAAGUGGAAACACCGCGGGAACUGCUGAUUGGGCAACAUAUGACGUACUGACUUGGGAAUCAGCUUUUUUGGAACUUGCUACAAAAAUUGUAAACGAAUUGCAAAGUGAAAAAAAUAAUAAUGACCUGUUGACAUUUUAUUACGAAGCAGGCAGAAGCUAUGGGGAUCUUAGUGGGACAGCUAUGUUUCAAGAUAUAGAUAAAUUGAUUAUAGGAGUUGCAUUAAUGUUUUUGUUCGUUUUGGCGAUACUGUCGAAUCAUAAUUGGGUGGAAUGGCGGUUUUGUCUUACUAGUGUUGGGCUUUUCUGUGUGGGCAUAGCAUUUAUGCUUGCGGUGGGAAUAUGCUCUCUAAUUGGCAUCCCGUAUGGACCAAUACAUACGUCUUUGCCAUUUUUACUCUUGGGUCUCGGAGUAGAUGAUAUUUUUGUAUUUAAUGCAUUUUGGAUACAGAUACAUACUGACGAAUUAAUUUUAAGUAAAUCACUGACAGAAAGGAUCGGGCUUACGUUAGGUCGUGCCGGUCCUGCUAUUACUGUUACUUCGUUUACCGAUAUCGUAGCGUUUAUCAUUGGUACUACCACAAUAUUACCAUCGCUUCGAUCAUUUUGCAUUUAUGCUGCGGUGGGCAUAUCUAUGACAUAUUUAUUGCAAAUUACGUUUUUCAUUGCCUGUUUUACCUUAGACGCCAGAAGAAUAGAACAAAAACGAAAUGGAAUGUUACCAUGUAUCGUGCAUCAAAACUUUACACCCAAGUUAUCAGAUCCAAGCAAAGCAUUCUCCUGGAAAUGUAUACAUGUUUUGUACUCACGCGCAAUAUUAACUAUGCCAGGCAAAAUUAUAAUAAUAAUAAUUACGUUCGCAAUGAUGUCAAUAAGUAUCACGGGCACGCUCCAACUGAAACAGGGGUUUGAUCCAGCAUUGUUGAUACCGAAGGGAUCAUACUUGGAUCAGUACAUAAUCACAAACAAUAAAAAAUUCUCCGAUCAAGGAGUUGAAGCUUUCGUUCUUAUGGGAGACGACAUUGAUUAUUCCUCUGAAUUUUCUAAGAUAAUAUCUCUAACAGAACGCUUGAAGAAUGAAUCUUUUAUACAAAAUAUAGAACCUUGGCCGAUUAACUUCGCAAAAUUCGUGUCGACAUACUAUAACACAGAUUUAAAGACCACGAAAAUUACAGAUGACCAUUUCUAUCAUUAUCUGUCGAAAUUUCUUGUUAGCCGAACUGGUGGCAAAUAUCAGAGAAAUUUCGUUUUUAAUGAAACUUUUAUGUGUGGUAAGAUAGCUCCACGAAUCAUAGCAACAACCAUUGAAUUUAAAUUCACACGAUUUGUGAGUCCCUCCGAGUGGAUUCCAGCAAUGGAUGAUAGUAAACACUUAGUGAGCAAAGCGCAAAUUGAGGGUUACGUCACAGUGUGGAGCAAAUUUUUUGGACCCUGGACCUCCGAUAAAAUGAUCACUCAAGAAGUAUCGCGAAACCUCAUACUAGGGUUGAUCUGCGUCAUGUGUACCACAGCAAUACUCAUUGUUGAAGUGCACACCUGUUUUUGGAUUUUACUCUGUAUACUUCUCACAUUGCUAAAUGUUUGUGGCUUCAUGUAUUUCUGGGGACAACCGAUAGACAUGGUCUCCAGCAUUGGUCUUCAGCUGGCUAUCGGUUUAAGCGUGGAUUAUGCCGCGCACGUCGCGCAUGCCUUCUUGCAUACCGAGGCUCCAGAGGAUGACGAUGAUGCUCCUCGCACAACUCGAGCGUUGAUCGCAGUCAGACAUAUCGGCGCGGCAGUUGCAUACGGCGCGGGGUCGACGUUGUUCGCCGUAUCGAUGUUAGCAUUCUCGACAUCCUACGUGUUCAUAGCCUUCUUUAGAAUAUUCUUCCUGGUGAUUUUGUUUGGACUUUGGCACGGAUUGAUCAUGCUACCGGUAGUGUUAAGUAUUAUUGGGCCACCAAGUUUACGCGUAACAAAGCGACCGCAGCCAAUGUCCGUCGCUGUAGUUGACGAUGAAGAUUGAAACAGAGAUACGGAUAGUUUGUUUCAGCAACCUCGUUCUUUAUCAAUAAUAUUUAUUUUUGGUUCAAUAAACAUACAAAAUUAUUACACUAUCCGUACUAGUAAUCACACAUUUAUACAAAAAUAAUAAUUAAUAAUAAUAAUAAUACGUCGGAUAACUUAAAAACAGCAUUAUAUAUAGAUUUAUAUUUAGAUUAUAUAAAAAUUAAGAAAUAAAAAAAACAAGUACAAAAUAAUGUAGCAAGAUUGAUAUAGAUUUAUUAUCAAUUAUCAUCGAUCGGAAAGGAACAUGACUAUUAUAAACGUAACGUAAUCAUGUUUUGCUGGAUGCGUUUUAUCCUUCAUGUAUAAUUGUAAUUAAUAUUUAUGAUGUAAAAAUGAGCGGCGAGGGAGUGACCUCGGGAUUGAUUGGCGAACUCCCUCCGCUGCCUCUCUCAGUCUUGCACAGUCCAUCUGACAUUCGUCCGAUCUCUCAUUCAUUCAACCCCGUCCUCUUUGUCUCUUCUUCCAACUCGUUCCUUUUACCCCUCUCAACCCAGUCAGACGAAUCCGUGAAAUGACAGUGAGAGGGGACGGAGUACGCAUACACGGCUCGAACAAGACACACAGAGAGGCAGGGACAUAGUGGACAUACAGAUACUCGUACAUUCGCUCGCACAUCAGCGUACACCGGAAACAUUCUCGGAGGCGCGCACUCCAUACUCAAUUAUACGACGGUAGUUAGACUGCCGGGGCAGCAAGCCACGCACGAACGAUACGGUGAUUAAGUUAUUACACAUCUUCUUAGUUAAGUCGAAUUUUACAAAUCGGGAUUCGUACAUUUCAUAAUUGAUUGAGGAACCAUCGAUACAAUAAUAAUAAUCAUAAUAAUAUUUACUUAGCAAAAUGUGCCGAUCGGUAAUUGUGGCGAAUGACGCGUGAUGUGAGCACAGUUAGUCGUGUUAAAAAGAUGGGAUAUCGGGGUAUUGGAAGAAGGGAUUGAAGGAAAAAGGGAAGGGGAGAAUCGGGUUUAGGUGAUGGAGAACGACAAGGAUUCUCACAAUAGUAUACACGGCCGGGGAUAUACAGAUAUGGGAAAAAGGCGGGAUUCGAGGAUGACGGUGACCGAAGGCGGUGGACCGUGAAGAAGUCGCACGUCUGCUCACCAGGGUUUCAAGGUACACACGCACUUAGGGGGUACACCGUGGGAAAGACACUCAGGGCAGACAGACACCGACAUAGAGACUAGGCUACCGACUAUACGUUAAUAUCUAUCUAAACGUGUAAUUAGCGUACGCACCGCGUACACAUCCGGUACGCAAACAUUCUCUCUCCGCCCGUUUUUUGCGUACAAUCGGUUGCGGGAGGCGUAUCGAAGAAGCGCUCUCGCUAUGUUUCGUUUUUUCUUUUUUUUUUUUUUUUUUCUUUUUUACCUCUUUCUUCUCGGUUCUUUUCUUUAUUAUUGUUUUAUUAUAAUCAGCGAUCGCGUCGUAGUCGUGUCUCUUUUUCUUUCUCUCGUUUUUUUUUUAUAGUAAACGCUAUGUAGUCUUUAUUACUCAAGCUUAUGCCCAAAAAUCUACCAGAGGCACUUUGGGUUUAUUAGUACCAUUUGAAGUCGGCGUGCGCGGGGGAGGGUACCGCACGCCCCGUCCUCCUGCGCGGAACAGCGGGCGAACGACGAGCAUAUGUUCAUACCUCAUCCUCGAGAGAAACCAUUGGUUGUUUGAUUGACCCGUCAUUAAUCGUAUAAUUUCUCACCUUUUCUUGUGUCGCGCAAUUAUUACCCUGUCUGGCGAUGUGUCUUCGCCACCGCGUAGAUUCCACCGUCUAUCCCUUCUUCCGACAUUCUACCCCGCCCUCCCCCCCAAUUCCUCUUCCGUGAGCCUACCCCAACGAUUCCGUAUCUUUUUUUACGCUUUCUUACCUUUCCACCACGGUCUUCCGAUGUUUUUUGAGCAAUAAAUACUUUCUCCACGUACAACUGCACAUUGAAUUGACGCACAGGACACACGCACACGCGCAUACACGUCAGACAGUCAUUCGCUAUCAGCCGCACGCAUUGAAAAAACGUUACGUUAAAUGCAAGAGUUGCAAAUUCGCAAACACUCAUCGCACGAGAACAUUUAGCUUCGAAGCGUUUUAAAGCUCCUUAUUUUUUAAAAGUAUAUAUAAAAUCAGAUUAGAAUCAGGCAUAUCGUAGAUUUAUAGAUUACGAAGAGAAUAAUAAAUUGAUUUCCGGCAACUUUGUUCAUCGAGACAACGACCCUCCGGUAACGUUAGUACUCGGAAAUGAAAUUCAAAAGUGAUACAUAUGUGGCUUUUACUCGAUAUUAUGCAAUGCUUUCGGCUCUCGAUCAAACACACGCCCAUUCGCGCGGCUCACUUUCACGCACACCAAUAUGGCUACAUCCACAGAGUUAAUGUUACGCUUUUAAUUAAUGAUUAUCAAUUCAAUAUCAAUUCAAUAUCAAUGUAUUACAAUCAGACAAUACUCAACAGUGAUCGUUAUUCAUUAUAUAUUACAAUAAUUAAGAGUGACAACAAUAUGACGACGGAGGCGUUGAAGCAUUACAAGGGAGAAAGGGAGGGAGGGGGGAGAGAGAUUAAAAAUCGCAUGAAGAUGGAUCGUGGGAGGAUGAAGGAAGAACAGGAGAGUUUUGAUAGUGGACAUGUUACAACUAGUAUCAGAAAAGAGGGAGAGAAAGAGAUAGUGAUGGGCGUACGAAUAAGGCAGGAAGAGGAUGAAGUUAUCAAUGAUUAUGAAAUAGCGACGAUGACAUCGGUGAUGGAUGCACGACGAUAGGAAUGAACGAUUAAAUGGAACGAUGAGUCGCGGAGACUAAGGAGGGGAAGCACGCACACUCAACACAACCGUCACAUCGAGCUGGCCUCGCGCGUGGCCAUAGUCCAUAGAUUAAUUACCUACUAACUAGUACACAGUCUGUCUCCGUUGCGCGGAUGACUUUUUUUCCUCCUUCCUUCCUUCCUUCUCGAGCGCCGUGUAAGUAUACGUAAUACACCACGUUAAAUACGCGCGUGCGCGCGGUAUAGCGCUGCCGAGCUAUGGAGCGAGCGACAGCGCGCUUAUAAGCGUGUGAGCGAAUGAGACUUGUUUACAUCUCGUUUUGUGUGAUAAAAUUAUGGCAAAAUACUCGACGCGGAAUACCGCCCUACUGCUCGCACGCGCGCCUCCUCGGAUACUAGAUAUACGCACACGCACACACAGGCAUGCUUGCGCCAGUAUAAAGUGUAUAUAUGUACACAUAUACAUACGACAUACCAUCCAUAUAUGUAU
Messenger RNA from Formica exsecta, 6132 nucleotides. Its product is annotated as NPC1-like intracellular cholesterol transporter 1. The record is from RefSeq and is a predicted model, not a curated record. The coding region runs from base 1 to 2859 and encodes 952 amino acids. NCBI's taxonomy places the organism in Eukaryota, Metazoa, Arthropoda, Insecta, Hymenoptera, Formicidae. The transcript is spliced from 9 exons. Gene Ontology annotation, cellular component: membrane.